CUGGCGUCGCGACAGCCGCUCGGCCGCGGGCCCUGACUUUGAUCCCCGAGUCUGAGCGGCCUCCCGCGCGGAAGCGGCUGCGGCGCGGCACGGAGGGGCCCGUCUUUCGCUCGCCUGACCUCUGGCUUUGGCCGGCCUGGAGGCUUCGUAGUUGGCCGCACCGGCCAUUUCUGUGUGGCGACUGGCCUUGUUCCGAGGUUUUCGGUGGACGUUAGACGACCAAGAGGGGCCCCUUUGAGGGACCGAGGUUCCUGGCCCCGUAGCACUGUCCUCACGUCCCAGAGAUGUGGCAGGUCGGGGAAAGCGCCUCAGGGAGUCAAAAUCCAUUCUGAGGCACGGCAUCUAAGCCAAAAGCUCCUCCUCCUCUUUCUCGAACUUUAGGGCAGAAAUGAGAAACCCUGAAGAAAUGGACACGUGUCAGUCAGUGGUGCGGGGGGUAGCGGAAGUUAUCCGCCCUCGUGGGUUUGGCGGAGAGGCUUGGCCUGUGUGAUCCAAAGCCCUGUGGACACGGGAGGGAGGUGCAGCCGGGGAGGCUCGGGAGGCAUCUCCGGGGAGGGUGUGUGAGGGGCCGAGCGAGAGGGGUUAUCAGCAAGAGCAGAGUAACUUUUUUCCUACAGUCUUGCUGGACCGACUGGUGUGUAUCCUGCAAGGUGAACUUGAUUUUCAUGGCAUUUCUCUUUCCUUAACUGCCUUUCCAGGACUCUGUCCCUCCUGAGGUUCCAGGAGACUUGAAUGAAAAUUCUAUGGAGAAUCUUCAAGACAAAGGACUUAGGGAUCUAUUACAUAGGGGCUUUUCUGCCAGCUAAUUUUAGAAGAUAUGACCAGUACAAUAACAGAGUCGGAAUUAUAUUAUGAAUUCUUCCAGGAGAAAUGUACAGGAAUCCUGAAUUAGAUUUCCCCCCUUAUCAGAAGUAAGGAGAAGCAUCUUCUGUAUUUCCAGAAAUAAGAGCACUGUGGUAACUCUUCAAAGUGAUGAUUACAAAAACAUGGCAAGUGAAGAAUAUUUGCCUUUGAAAGUCCCAAGCCAAAUGGCCACACAGGCCUCCUCAGUGACAUUCUGUGAAAAUGAGUCUCAGGAUCCUCAGAAAAGCAAAAGUCUGUUUGUAACUGAAGAAAGCACUGAGAAAAAAGUCUUGCGGGGAGAAAGUCCUUCCAUGGACCACUGUUCAGAGAACCUUCAAAUUAAACUUAUGUCUGACGUAAUAGACCUGGUCUCACCAUUGGUCAGUGGUGAGACAAAUUGCCAGAAUGGCCAAGUGAAAGACCCUUUGGAUCUCUUUGACUGUAACUAUAAAGACAUUUGUGGUUGGAAAUCACAAGUGGUUGGUCGUAGUCAUCGAGGAGCUCAUACAGAGAAAGCUUAUAACCAUUACAACCUGGGGAAGAGAAGUAACAACAGCUCAGAUGGUCAUCCGUGUGAGAAAAUCCACACUGCAGAGAAAUUACACAGAUGUAGUCACUGUGGUAAGGACUUCAGUGAGCACUCAGAACUACUACUUCAUCAAAGACACCACACAGAAGAAAAGCCCUAUAAAUGUGAGCAGUGUGGGAAGGGCUUUACAAGGAGCUCCAGUCUUCUGAUCCAUAGAGCAGCCCACACAGAUGAGAAACCCUAUAAGUGUGACAAGUGUGGGAAAGGCUUCACAAGGAGUUCAAGUCUGCUCAUUCAUCACGCAGUCCAUACAGGCGAGAAGCCUUAUAAAUGUGACAAGUGUGGAAAGGGCUUUAGUCAGAGCUCCAAACUGCAUAUCCACCAGCGAGUGCACACCGGUGAGAAGCCCUAUGAGUGUGGGGAGUGUGGUAUGAGUUUCAGUCAGCGCUCCAACCUGCACAUCCACCAGCGAGUUCACACUGGGGAGAGGCCCUACAAGUGUGGGGAAUGUGGGAAGGGCUUCAGUCAGAGUUCGAACCUUCACAUUCACCGCUGCAUACACACAGGUGAAAAGCCUUUCCAGUGCUAUGAGUGUGGGAAGGGCUUCAGCCAGAGCUCUGAUCUCCGCAUCCAUCUCAGAGUCCACACUGGAGAGAAGCCCUAUCACUGUGGCAAGUGUGGAAAGGGAUUUAGCCAGAGCUCAAAACUCCUCAUCCACCAGAGAGUGCAUACUGGAGAGAAGCCUUAUGAAUGCAGCAAGUGUGGGAAGGGUUUCAGCCAGAGCUCCAACCUCCACAUCCACCAGCGGGUUCAUAGGAAAGAUCCCAUUAAAUAAGGUCUUCAGUCAUAUGCUUAUACGAUAAGGACUUAAAUAUUAUUUUGACUUAAAUAUUUUUACAUUGUGCUUCCCUUUAUAUUCUCAGGAGAGAGAUAAUAAGAGUUACUCACUUAUGUUCCCUCACUGAAAAUCAUUCAUUCAUUUAAAGUAUUUAAGCUCUUUGUUAGACUAUACAACAAGUUGAUUGUUCUGGUUCCUCAUAUGGGUACAGUGAAAUGUCUGUACUUUGCAGUUCAGCCAAUGUUACUAGAACUAGAUGCCCUACCCAGCCUUUUUAAGUACAAAAACUUUAUAUUUAUGUAAGUGGAACAUGUUUCCCUUUGUUCGUAUUCUCUGAGAAAUUGAAACUCUCUGGUUUCUCUUUCAAUUUUGUACCUUGUGUUUUCAUAUUUCCUUCCAGCCCCGAUUAGCCCUCUCUAGGUCAAGGGAGUGGUUAGAGAUAUUAUGGAUAUGAAAUCUGUUGUGUAUUGCAAAAUAUACAACAGUGUGUGGCACACAAGAAGGUAAAGAGCUACCUAUGUGGUAAACCCCAUAUAUUAUAGGAUGUUGAACCCUCUCCCUCCCCAAGGCAGCUGUUCAGGAACAUCAGUAGUUCUUUUUUCCCUGGAUGUAGCUGGCCUAUUGGAAUUCUUCCAGAUCUCACCACUUCAGAUGACCCCCUGCCAAACUAAAGCCAAAUAGGAUACAUAACCAUGUUGAAAUGUAGCAAAUGAAGUUAAAAUAUAUUUAAAUGUAUAUAAUUCCUCACUAUCUCAUUUCUUUAAUUUUCUUCAGCAUUUGUGUUCUAUAUGAUACAAAACAAGUCAAGAGAGAAAGUUUCUAAUAUUUUUCUCUUUGGGCUUAUCUCUUGUUUUAAUAUUUGAUGUACCCCCAAAACCAUUUGUUUUCACAGCAUCCCCAGCCUUUAUAGGCUUCACUGUAGACAUAGAAUAUAUUUAUAAAAUUA
Molecule: messenger RNA, 3156 nt
Organism: Canis lupus familiaris (dog)
Lineage: Eukaryota; Metazoa; Chordata; Mammalia; Carnivora; Canidae
Gene: ZNF239
Product: zinc finger protein 239
Exons: 2
Coding region: 987-2207 (406 amino acids)
Biological process (GO): regulation of transcription by RNA polymerase II
Molecular function (GO): DNA-binding transcription factor activity; RNA polymerase II cis-regulatory region sequence-specific DNA binding
Source: RefSeq, a predicted model, not a curated record